Molecule: messenger RNA, 2305 nt
Organism: Xenia sp. Carnegie-2017
Lineage: Eukaryota; Metazoa; Cnidaria; Anthozoa; Malacalcyonacea; Xeniidae
Product: serine/threonine-protein kinase/endoribonuclease IRE1-like
Exons: 5
Coding region: 228-1832 (534 amino acids)
Biological process (GO): intrinsic apoptotic signaling pathway in response to endoplasmic reticulum stress; protein phosphorylation; IRE1-mediated unfolded protein response
Cellular component (GO): IRE1-TRAF2-ASK1 complex
Molecular function (GO): RNA endonuclease activity; protein serine/threonine kinase activity; ATP binding
Source: RefSeq, a predicted model, not a curated record
AAGCUAAAGAGUUUCACAAAAAAGUACUGGAAAUUCGAAAAAAUUCUUUAGGUCCAAAUCAUAAUGAUGUCGCUGCAUCUUUAAGCCAUCUCGGUUUGGUUUAUGAUAAAACAGGAAAUCAAGACAAAGCUAUAAAGUAUUUUGAAAAACCUCUAGAAGUUCGAAAACUGAAUGUGCCAGGUGAAGACCAUACUCACGUCACUUCGUCUUUCAGGAAAUUUCGUACGAUGUACAAAGAAACUGAAAAAUAUGAGUCUCAAAAAACUCAGAGUAAAUUUCUAGUUCCAAGUCAUGCUCAUGUUUCCCUGUCAUCAAAAUAUUUUGAAAUCACAAGUGGUGAUGAUGCUAAAGCUAAAGAUGUCGGAACUUCUCCGUGUGUCGAAAAUACAAUACAAGAAACCACAAGUGGUGAUGAUUUUAUUGCCGAAGAUGUUGUAAUUUCUCAUGGUGUUGAAAAGACAAAACAAGAAUUGGUGGAACUAGAGUGGAAAUGCAUUGAUAAAUCAACGAAACAUAGAGAAUUGUUUUCAAAAUUGAUUAGAUAUGGACGCAAUUCCAGUGUUGAGGUUAAAGUGGUGGGCAAUGUGCGUGUAAUUUUCUCAAACGAGUUUUGCAUUGGCAAAGGAAGUGAUGCAACCCGUGUUUAUCUUGGACUGGGUAAGGAUGGUUACGGUAAAGCAGUGAAACGAAUACAUCGAGAUAGCUACAUCCAGAUUGCGCUGCACGAAAAAGAAAUUUUGAAUAAAUUCAACGCAAGAAAGUCGAAAUAUGUUGUGAAUUAUUCUUUCCUAGAGGAAGAGACUGGAACAGAAUAUGUAUAUUUGACAUUAGACUUAUGUGAAGAAUCAUUGGAGAGUUUCGUAGAAUCUUCUACUUUAUAUGAUCUUCAAAAAGCUCUUCCCAAAAUUCUUAGACAAAUUUUGCAAGGAUUAGCUGAUCUUCAUAGCGGCCCAAAUCCUAUUCUUCAUCGUGAUUUAAAGCCCUCCAAUGUUCUCCGAGACUCACAAGACAACUUUCUGAUAGCUGACUUUGGCAUUAGUCGAAUAUUGAAGGAGGGUUCUACUACUUAUGAAAGCAAGCCUAACAUGGGAACUGAGUAUUGGAUUGCUCCUGAAUCAUAUUGUGAAGAUAAAGAUACAGUCGACAAAGGACGGUACAAGAAAGAGUCUGACGUAUAUAAUGCAGGAUUGGUAAGUUAUUAUAUUGCAACAAAAGGAAAUCACCCGUUUGGAACUAAACGGCAUAGAUUGGACAAAAUGUUAAAAGGACACCCUGUUGGCUUGGACGAAAUCAAGGAUGAAGCACUAAAAGACCUUCUGUCGUGGCUGUUAAACCGAGAACCCGAAGACAGGCCAUCAGCUACCGUGGCGUUAAAACAUCCAUUCCUUAUGUCGGAUGACGAGAAAUUUGACUUAUUAUGUAAAGUUGGAAAUCUUCAGCAGAUUAAGACAAACGAUCCCCUGUGUAGUGUCGUUCAACAUUUGAAUAGUGAGUCCUCAGAUUGGAAAAGUAAAAUAGACAGUGAUGUUUAUGAUUAUUUUAGAACGGACGUGGUGACUGGAAAGAUUUUUACAUAUGACUCUUCAUGGACAGAAUGUUUAAGACUUAUUCAAAAUAUUGACCAGCAUUGGAAGGAUCUAACAAAGCGAAAACGAAAACCAGAACCAUUUUAUAAGAUUGGCGAUUAUAGGGCGUAUUUUCUCCAAGCAUUUCCUAAUCUUCCUGUUCGGGUACAUGCUGCUGUUAGGUCAAAUGAAGAAUUGAAGAACGAGCCAGAACUCAAGAACUUUUUUCCUUUUGAUGAAUGCAAACUACAACAAAAAAAAAUUUAGAUACAACAGAACCUGCUGGGAGUAAAAAGUAGCAAUUAAGAAAUCAUUGAUACUGUUGAGAUCUUAUUUUAUAGAUAUAAAGAAAAACAGUUUCCACGACGUAUUUAGAUGAUAUUUCACCACAUAUCAGUGCAGCCAAGCAUAAAAGUUAACUUUUAAACAUAAUAAACUCGUAUACGAUAAAUAAUUGUUUUUCUGAAAUCAUUAUAAUUACUAAAAGUCUGGCCUUGAUGUUUUUGACUCUUGGGAGCACCUUAUCGUAUGAAACUGACCAUUAGAAGUUGUGCAUAAUUCCAUAAGUAGAAUCUUUUGUGUUUUACUAUCUCACAUUAAUUGCGUAGCUGUCAAUAUAAAAUAGUUGAAUUAUAUAACAUUUUCAUGAAAUUGAAUAAGUGACAGCAUUUCGUCUAAUGUUUUGUGUAUGAACUCAAUAUAUUUGAAUUAGUUUUACAUAAAAAUAUUCAUAGUUGUCA